Molecule: messenger RNA, 2088 nt
Organism: Misgurnus anguillicaudatus (oriental weatherfish)
Lineage: Eukaryota; Metazoa; Chordata; Actinopteri; Cypriniformes; Cobitidae
Source: RefSeq, a predicted model, not a curated record
GAGUCCGGUUGCAUAGAGUUCCGCUUUUCACAACGCCGCCGGUGGGAAGACAGUUAGAGAAGGUCGUUUCUCCCUGAGUGAUUGAAUCAAGCGGAACGAUGUCAUACCUACCAGCACUCUUUAAAUAUGUGGAUGAGCACCAGGACCAAUAUGUUCAGCGCCUGGCUCAAUGGGUUGAAGUACAGAGUGUGUCUGCCUGGCCAGAGAAACGAGGAGAAAUUAAGAAAAUGAUGGAAAUGGCAGCCAAAGAUAUCGAGAAACUCGGGGGAACUGCUGAGUUGGUUGACAUUGGCAUGCAGAAGUUACCAGGAGGUGAGCAAAUACCUCUUCCUCCGAUCAUUCUGGGCAGACUUGGCUCAGAUCCAGGGAAGAAGACUGUAUGCAUCUACGGACACUUAGAUGUUCAACCAGCCAGCAUUGAAGAUGGCUGGGACACACCUCCUUUUACUCUUGUGGAAAAAGAUGGCAAAAUGUAUGGACGAGGAUCCACUGAUGACAAAGGGCCUGUACUAGCCUGGUUCAACAUCAUUGAGGCCUAUCAGAAGAUUGGACAGGAACUUCCAAUCAAUAUAAAGUUCUGCUUUGAGGGAAUGGAGGAGUCUGGCUCCGAGGGAUUGGACGAGCUGGUUUUCUCCCGUAAAGAUUCUUUCUUUAAGGAUGUCGACUACGUUUGUAUCUCUGAUAACUACUGGCUGGGAAAGACCAAGCCCUGCAUUACCUAUGGGCUGAGAGGGAUCUGCUACUUUUUUAUCGAGAUGGAAUGCUGUGAUAAAGAUCUUCACUCUGGAGUGUUUGGAGGAUCUGUUCACGAGGCUAUGACAGACCUUAUAGCUUUGAUGGGCUCUUUAGUAAAUAGUAAGGGAAAGAUUUUAGUCCCUGGCAUUUAUGACGAUGUGGCUAAAUUGACUGACGAAGAGAAAAAACUCUAUGAGAAGAUUGAGUUUGAUAUGGAAGAAUACGCCAAAGAUGUUGGAACAAAGAAACUGAUGCAUGACACCAAGGAACAAAUUCUCAUGCACCGUUGGAGAUACCCAUCUCUUUCUUUGCAUGGCAUUGAGGGAGCGUUCUCCGAAGCAGGGGCCAAGACUGUUAUUCCUCGCAAGGUCAUCGGCAAGUUCUCUAUCCGUCUGGUACCUGACAUGGAUCCUAAACUGGUGGAAAAACAGGUAAUUUCUCACCUUGAGAAGAAGUUUGCAGAGUUGCAGAGUCCCAACAAACUAAAGGCAUAUAUGGGACAUGGAGCCAAAGCCUGGGUGUCUGACUUUAACCAUCCUCACUAUAUGGCUGGAAGAAAAGCUAUGAAAACCGUAUUUGGUAUGGAGCCUGACCUCACCCGUGAGGGAGGAAGUAUCCCUGUGACCCUAACCUUUCAAGAAGCUACGGGACAAAAUGUUAUGUUGCUUCCUGUUGGCUCUUCUGACGAUGGAGCGCACUCUCAGAAUGAAAAACUCAACAGAUCCAACUAUAUUCAGGGCACCAAGAUGUUGGGAGCUUACUUCUAUGAAGUAUCUCAGCUUAGUUAACUGGAAUGUCUGGCUCGCCUUUGACUAGGCUGGUGUUUUUUUAAGGAUUUGCAAUAUGAAAUACUCAGAAAAGGGUACAGCCUCUAAAUGAUGUCAUAUCAUACAAGCUUUAUUUCACCCUGGUGGCAUUUAUGUGUCGAAAGAGAACACCUGUAAACUACACUUUAUGUGUAUGUGUCACCAGUUUGCUUUUACCGUAGUCCAUUUAUUAAAUGAUAUGCUAUACAGUAAAUGAUCUACUGUAGUUAUAAAAAUUAAAAAACACACCGUUCAUUUAUGCUUAUGUAUCUCUAUCGUCCAUAACAUAUUUCUGCUCAUGUCUUAAUAUCUGUUUUUUUAUUCGGCUGUCAUUAAUAUGAACUAUGACCUCAUGUCAUUGGUGAUAAUACGUUUGUAUACAUUACAUAUGCACACCAAUUACCUGCAAAUAAUCUUUUUUAAUUGAAACUUUUUGAUUCCUUUCCUAAAUGCAUUUUACCCAACUAUUGUAUUGCUGCUAGACAACUUGAUGCACUGCUUGAAACUGAUUUUGGAUAUCUAUACAAUAAAAAUCUGGAGUCUUAAA